Messenger RNA from Nematostella vectensis (starlet sea anemone), 1059 nucleotides. RefSeq lists its product as uncharacterized. Lineage: Eukaryota; Metazoa; Cnidaria; Anthozoa; Actiniaria; Edwardsiidae. The record is from RefSeq and is a predicted model, not a curated record. The transcript has 9 exons. Bases 25 to 744 code for a protein of 239 amino acids.
AAUGAAAACAAAUGAGAAAGUUAGAUGAACUGCGUCUGCAGUACAACAGCGGUCGACGCAUGCGUAAGGCGUUGUGAGCCAGCGAUGACUCAGCGUCUCACUACAAAAGAAAAACAAGACAAGAUGGCGUCCGGUUCGGAUGGUGGAAAGGUUGGAGCAGGGGAGAUGGAGGCAGCUCUUGAUGCGUUGCUUGAAGAGCUUUGCAAGGAGCAUGGCAAGGACUCCUCUAAGACAGCAAUUGAGACGAUGCUUCGUAUGGCUAACAAUAUAAUUCAGGAACCCAACAAUGAGAAGUUCAGAAAUGUUCGGACAGAGAACAAGACUUUCUCCACCAAAGUAUGGCAGCUCCCAGAAGCACAGCAAUUCAUGCUUGUAUGGGGCUGGACACAGGUAGAAGACCAUCUGGUUUUAGCAUCCGAUGAUAUAAUAAAGCCUGUUAAACAUGUUUUACAGAGGAGACUCAAUUUGUUGACAAUGCAGCAACAAAGAUCUGCUGCUUCUUCAAAUAGAGCCCCAGUCUCAGAAAAGGAUAGAGUUUUACAAGAAGAGAGAAAAAGAAGGCUUGAACAAGCAAAGCACGAGAAAGAGGAGAAAAAGAGAAUUAUGGCACAGAUUAAAGCUGAUCGAGAAAACCUCAAAGCACGGCAGCUCAAGGACUCGAAAGCACGCCAUCUCCAAUCCGGAGGCGGGAUGAAGAAAUUCGAGGAUAUCGGCGUUGAUUUGGAUGGCGGGGGCGGUGGAUGAGGUUAGACCCCCUCCUGAAGUGCCACUAUUAUCAUAGUGAAUCAGGAGGGUCCUUCACGUCUCGCUAGGGGGUACUCAACAGCCUAACAGCGCCUCCUCAUGACGACCUCUCUUGAAAUAUUCAACGUAAAAGUUAGGUCUGAUAUGUUGGCUGUGCAGAACCCUUAGCAUCUUUUGGGAUUUUUAGAUGUCAAGUAUUUCGUGUUUUUUUAUGGUUGUUAGUUUACGAGUGAAAAUAAUGUAAACGUGGAAAAAUUUCUCUCCCGCGCAUUUUUAUUGCGCGCAAAUAUAAAAAUAAAAACUAAAAUAAACGUC